Molecule: messenger RNA, 2798 nt
Organism: Grus americana (Whooping crane)
Lineage: Eukaryota; Metazoa; Chordata; Aves; Gruiformes; Gruidae
Gene: OTUD1
Product: OTU deubiquitinase 1
Exons: 1
Coding region: 293-1609 (438 amino acids)
Biological process (GO): protein deubiquitination
Molecular function (GO): cysteine-type deubiquitinase activity
Source: RefSeq, a predicted model, not a curated record
CCCGGCCUCCAGCAGCUUCCAGAAGGGCCCGAGCGCUGCGGCCGCGCGCACCCGCGGAGGGGCCGGGCCGUGGCCGCGCGGCGCUGGUGGCGCAGUCGGAAUUGCCGCCGCCGCGGGGCCCAGCCGGCAGCGGGGUGCGCAGGGGCGGGGCGGCGGCGGGGGGGUGAUGCCCUUGUUUAUUUUUACCCGGGCGGCUCAUCCUCCCCGGCAGCCCCAGCGCGGCCCCCGCCGCCGCUCCCCGCCCCGGCUUCGACGGCGCCGCCUAUAAAGCGCCGCCCGCGGGGAGCCGAGGAUGCAGCUCUACAGCUCCGUGAUCACCCACUAUCCGGCGGGCGGGACGGCCACCGCCGCAUCAGCCGCGGCCCCGCCGAGCUCCGCCGGUGUCUUCAAGGUCUCCCUGUCGCCAGGACCCUCCUCCCCGGAGGCACCGAGCGCCGCCGACGCCGCGGGCCCAAGCCCGGCCGCCGAGAGCUCCGCCAAGGACGGCUUUAUUCCCGUGGGGGGAAGCAGCAGCAGCAGCGCCGCCAUGCCCGCCUUCUCCUCCUGCCUGGAGGUGAUGCCGAGCGGCCCCGCGGCGGGCCCCGGCAGCCGGCCGGCGGCUGUCCCGCAGUACAGCCCGUGCGCGCAGGUCACCGUCAGCCGCCGCCGGCCGCUGGAACGGAUCGUUCCCAUCCGCAUCGUGCAGCGAGCCGAGGCCCCCGGCGAGCUGGUGCCGGCCUCGCCGCGCAGCCGCGCCUGGCUGGAGGGCAUCCUGGAGAGCAUGCGGCAGGCCGGGGGGGACGGCGAGGCCGCCGCCCUGCCGCCGCCCGCCGAGGAGCCCAGCAACCGCAGCCUGCGCCUCAGCGAGCACUGCCAGGCGCUGCAGGCGGCGGCCGCCGGCGCCCAGCCCGGGCUGGUCCCCGGCUAUCGCCCCGCGGAGAGGAGCGGCAGCCAGGCGCAGCCCGCCGCCGGCCCCUCGCCCGGGGAGGAGGAGGAGGAGGGCCCCGAUGCGCGCAGGGGGCCAGGCGGCAGGCCGGAGCGCAGCGAGAAGCUGGCGCUGUACCUGGCCGAGGUGGAGAAGCAGGACAAGUACCUGCGGCAGAAGGGCCGGUUCCGCUUCCACAUCAUCCCCGACGGGAACUGCCUCUACCGUGCUGUCUGCAAGGCCGUGUACGGGGACCAGCGGCUGCACAGCGAGCUCCGUGAGCAGACCGUGCACUACAUCGCUGACCACCUGGACCACUUCAACCCUAUCAUCGAGGGCGACGUGGGAGAGUUCCUCAUCGGUGCCGCCCAGGACGGGGCCUGGGCUGGCUACCCGGAGCUGCUGGCCAUGGGCCAGAUGCUGAAUGUGAACAUCCACCUCACCACGGGCGGUCGGCCCGAGAGCCCCACCGUUUCCACCAUGGUUCACUACCUGGGGCCUGAGGACCCGACACGGCCCAGUAUCUGGCUGAGCUGGCUUAGCAAUGGGCACUACGAUGCUGUGCUGGACCGCGUGUGCCCCAACCCAGAGUACGAGGCGUGGUGCAGACAGACUCAGGUACAGCGCAGACGGGAUGAGGAGCUGGCCAAGUCCAUGGCGGUGUCCUUGUCCAAGAUGUACAUUGAGCAGAAUGCCUGCUCUUGAGACCACCUGGGCUGCAGGCUGGGAGCUUUGCUGCAGGGACCGGGACAGACAGAAGGUGUGCUGGCUGUGAUGGUGAUGCCUUAAUCCUUAAUGAAGCAGCAGCACCCCAGACUAAGAUGGACUGUAGAUUGUGGGGGAUAAAUCCAAACGUGUUUGUAGUAUUCUGUUGUAAAAACUUAGCCUCGGAUUAUUUGCAAGCAGAUUCUCCGUGUAUGUUUGUGUCUCCCCUCCCCGCUGUCUAUUUUCUAUAAGAAUGUAUUUUUUGCACAAUAUUUUUAAACUGUUACCUCCAUCUUCUACAUCUUACAUUAGUAUCUGGCUUUCAGCUGUACAGCCAAAAAAAGUUUGUAAACAGUUUUUGUAAAUAAGGCUUAUGAUGUAACAGCUAUUUUUUUGCUGUGUUUUUUACCCAUAAACCUUAUAUUUUUACCAAAUGAAGUUGAUGUCAAACUAACCCUCCCUAAUUGAUGAAAGCAUCGUGGGUAUUUUCUUGCAAAUCUAAAACAAUGUUUUUUGUAAAAGUGCAGCAAAGUAUGAACAGACUGCUUUUCAAAACAUUUGCUUUCUCUGCCUGGAGCACAGAACAGGUCCUUUGAGCCAGUUGGAAUGCAGCUACACAUGAACAGUACAGGGAGCAAUUGACUCUUCUGUAUUUAAUUACUGUUUUGAGUAAACUGGCCUCUUGUUGCCUGGUUGGCUCACCCUCUGCUCCAUUUAUAUUAUUUAUCUGUAAUAACAGAACAUUAACUUGCAAUAGAAUGUUGUGACUAGAUAAUAGUCUCCUGCUUUGGCAAUAAUUGCCUUGGCUGCACCUCGGUGUUUGUGUUCUUGUUUCUGGGUUAUGGUGUCUUUUGUAUAAGCCCUGCUUCUUUUUUGGCACUGGUGUUGCACCAACAAAUCAUUAUCUGAUCACAAGACUUUAUUCACUUGACAUUAUUUUCUAAUCAAGAAAUCAGGAAUGGUAUUCUACAUUAUGGUUUAAAAGAAAAAAGUAUUUAAAUUGAGAUUUGUAUGGUUUGCUGGGUCAAACAUUUAAAUGUUUCCAAUCUGAAUUCUGUCUCUUCUACUUCGAUUAACUUGUUAGAGAUAUUUAUUAAGUAAUGCAGUUUGUACUUUUUUAUUUUGUAAUAUAUUGUGAUUUUUGGAAUUUAUACUGUAUUUGUAUAAUAGGAAUAUUCACAGCUAAAAU